This is a messenger RNA of Monascus purpureus, 1976 nucleotides long. The record is from the annotation of a GenBank genome assembly. Lineage: Eukaryota; Fungi; Ascomycota; Eurotiomycetes; Eurotiales; Aspergillaceae.
UCCAAUGGAGAAGACAUGGAAUCUACAGGCCAGAAGCCUGAAAAUGAGCAUCGGCUAUCCCCUACGGCCUAUUCAGGUGCUACCGAUGGACACAGGACUUUAAAAUAUCACUUACUGGGACCAUCUUUGACGAAGGCCGGCCAAGAUGCAGUCAACCAGCAGAAGGUUUCUGAAAUAAUCUACAAUGCAUCCAAAGGGUCCAAAUAUUUUACCCACGAAGAGAGCCGUGAUCGUGUCCUCACUGCCAAGAUCGAGCGAAUCUUGAAGGAGAAGGCCCGUCUGGAGAAACUAGAUCUUUCCCACGAUCUACGUCGAGCGGACGAAUUAAUAUCCGAGUUAGAACUGACCAGAGACCUAUCGCAGCAUGUCGUUCAUGUCGAUUGUGAUGCAUUCUUUGCUGCUGUUGAAGAGCUGGACCGGCCCGAGCUGAAGACCGUGCCCAUGGCCGUGGGCAAGGGAGUUUUGACUACUUGUAACUACGAAGCUAGGAAAUACGGUUGUCGCAGCGGUAUGGCAACCUUUGUGGCUAAGAAGCUCUGUCCGCAAUUGAUAUGCCUGCCCCAGAAUUUGGACAAGUACAAUGCAAAAGCGAACGAGAUUCGCGCUAUCUUCGCGCAGUAUGAUCCGCUCUUCGAGAGCGCCAGUAUCGACGAGGCUUAUCUCAACAUGACGGCGUUUUGUGUAGAGAACAAUAUGAGCCCCGAGGAGGCGGUACAGCGGAUGCGAAUGGAGGUACUGCAAAAUACGAAGAUAUCAGUCUCUGCGGGAAUCGCAGCGAAUGCGAGACUAGCAAAGAUCGCUUCUAAUCGCAAUAAACCGAACGGCCAAUUCGUUGUUGCAAGUAACAGGGAAGCUAUUAUGGAAUUCAUGCGAAAUCUGCCGGUGCGCAAGGUGAACGGCAUUGGCCGUGUUUUUGAACGCGAACUUGAGGCGAUCGGCAUUGUGACAUGCGGAGACAUCUACCGCUACCGUGGGAUUCUAGCAAAAGUGUUCGGUCAAAAGGCAUUUCACUUCUUGAUGCGAUGCUACCUCGGCCUGGGAAGAACUAAGAUCCAGCCGGUGGAAACUCAUGAGCGCAAAAGUAUUGGUAAUGAAGCUACGUUCCAUGAGAUCGGAGACAAAGCACAAAUCAGGGAAAAGCUCUGGUGGGCCGCGCAGGAGCUGGAGAAUGAUUUGGCCGGUGCGCAGUUCAAGGGCCGGACCCUUGUCUUGAAGGUGAAACUGCACACAUUCGAAGUGCUAACCCGCCAGACGGCACCUCCGAGGGCAGUAUGUCUUGCCAAAGACCUCUAUAACUUUGCCCUUCCUAUGUUGUCGAAACUGGAGAGUGAUAUACCGGAUAUGAAACUUCGACUCCUGGGACUCCGUUGCACAAAUCUGGUGAGUACCAAAAAGGUCGGGAUCGAAUUCUUUGGUGUGACAUCUCAGACGAAACUCAUCGAUCAGAGAGCUCCGGGCGGGAAUCCAGAAUCUGGGAUUAGCGUGGAGGAGGCUUUCGAACAAGCCGCUCGCGAGGAACGGCAGGAAGAGAUGGAUGAUCUUGAAAGACUAAGCCAGGAGAUGUCUCUUUCAGCCCGGUUUAAUGAUGAUGAAAAUGUAAAUGCCGUUUCUGCUGCGUCCUCGUCUCCUUCCUCCACGAAGAAACCUGAAUCAAACCCCGUAUACUGGGAUUGUCCUAUUUGCUCCAGGCCACAACCAGCCGACGAUCGAACAUUUAACGGUCAUGUCGACUUCUGCUUAUCCCGGCAGACAAUCAAGGAGGCCGUACAAGGCGUUUCGCAUGAUGUACUAGAGACGCCGACGCAACCGCGCAAGCGGAAGCCUUUGUCGCGUACCUCGACGGCUUCUGAUCCCCGACAGAAGCGGCUCUUCUUCGGCUGACAUGGACUGGUUAUAACCCAGGAGGUUUUCCUGUCUCGGGAUUUUUCGGUAGAAUUGUCAUGAGUUGUAAGACAGUGGAUGGGCGUCUUAUACUC